AUGAAUAAUAAUAAUAAUAAUAAUAAUAACGGUAUACCACCACCAAGUAACAAUGGAUCGCAAAGUAAUUUGACUCCCUCACAACAAUCCGUUUUUAGUGUACUAGGUAACAUUGGUACACCAGGAUUUAGUAUGUCUCAAUUACCCCUCCAAAUUCUUCAGAAUUUAACACCGGUUCAAUAUCAGAUGAUACAGCAAAAACAUCAACAAUUAUUAAUGCAGCGUCAAAACAUGUUUCAACAACAACAAUCAAAUGUUUCUGCUCCAGCUUCGGUUGCCACACCUAUUAAUGAUAUUAAAACGAAUGCUCAACAAUCUCCAAGGGCAUCUACAGGAGGCGCACAACAAUCAACAUCAUGGAUUGGUAACAGAACAACACCUGUUUCUACUAUGAGCAAUGACGUUCCGCAACAACAGCAACAACCGUUUUCUAUCACCACACCCAGUGUUAAUGAUAAUAACAACAACAUAUUAAUUAGCAAUCUUCCACCAAACCUACAAGCUCAAUUGGGACAAUUGCCACCUCAUUUACAACAACAAGUCAUAGAAACUUUAAGACAAAAACAAUUGCAGCAACAAAAGCAACAACAAGAACAACUGAAUGUGGGGAAUGCAACAUUGAAAAACAAUCAAUACAUUGAACCGCAUAGUAGUAAUCUUGCUACAUCUGGCAAUUUUGUCUCUGAUAAUAACUCUGCUCUUAGCACGAAAAACAAUAAAAGUAGCAACAAGAAUAAUAAGAAUAAGAAUAAGAACAAUAAGAAUGCUAAAAAUAAUUACCAGAAUACCUUACCACAAAAGCAUAACAUUGUUACCAAUGCUGCGGCUAUUAAAAAAACCAAGAUUAAAAACCCAGCCUCCAAUAAUGUUAUUCCCAAUGCUUUUGUUCCUACCAACAAUGUCGAAUCAGUUCUAUCACAACCACCAAAAAAAAGUAAGGCAAAACAACAAUCACAAGCAGGAAAUUAUAUGGAUAUUGAUAUGAAGGCUCUAAGGGCAAAAUUACCUAAGUUGGCGCCUUUGCCGAAAUAUCAAGUUGUUACUCAAGAUCCGCCAGAAAUUCACUUACCUGAUUCAUCUUCCUUUUGGUCCUCUAAACUUAAAAGUGGAUUAGAUGAAGAACCUAACACGGACUUGUUACUUUAUGAGCAAAUAGUUAGGAGAGAUAAAGAUAAUAUGCUGCAGAUGAUUAAAGAAAGAGAUGGAAUUCAACCUAUGAGUAAAUAUGGUUCUUCUAAUAAGGAAUAUAUUAAUAGAUUAGCCAAUGAUUUGAAUUAUUACAAAAAUUUAAAAGACAGCAGAAUAAAAUGCAUUACCAAUUCGAAUGCAAAUAUACCAACAAAAAGCAUAUGGGGCGAUGGGUUUCAAGGCUAUGGGAACGGUAUAAGUAAUACAAUAACGAAUAUUAUUCCGGGAGACUCUUUUAAAAUUAGAAAUAGGAAAAUACUUUAUGAUGAUAUUAAUAAAGUACACCAGCAGGCAAUGUCUGAAUUUCGAGAACAGCUAGUACCAAUUAGGUUAGAAUUUGAUGCUGAAAGAGAUAAAUUACAAUUAAGAGAUACCUUUUUAAUAAAUAAAUAUGAUGGGAUAACUUCUUUAAAAGAGUUAAUCGAUGAAACUUUAGACGACUAUAGAUUUCGUCCUAAUGAAUAUUAUUCCACCAUGUUAUUAAAUAGUAUCAAAGAACAAAUCCAAGAAUUCCAAGAGGACCCAUUUUUAAUUGAUCCAAGAGUGGGAGGUGAUGAUCUUAGAAUUCGCAUUAAAUUGGAUAUUAUAGUUGGGCAAGCUGAAUUGAUUGACGCCUUUGAGUGGGACAUAUCGAACCCGGAUAAUAACCCGGAGGAAUUUGCCAUAGAGAUGUGCAAAGAACUAAAGUUACCUAAUGAAUUUGUGACAGAAAUUUCCCAUUCGAUUAGAGAGCAAGUUCAGAUGUAUCAUAAAGCAUUAUUUUUAACUGGUUAUAAAUUCAAUGGAAAUGUAGUGGAAGAUGAUGAAAUAAGAAGCCGUUUGCAACCAUUUGUAACUUUAGAUUCUGUUUUGAGACCUGUGAAUGAUAUUAAAAUUUUUACACCAAAUCUUUUACAGAUUACAGCGGCAGAAUUAGAUAGAUUGGAUAAAGACAAGGACAGGGAUACUAGAAGGAAAAGAAGACAAGGUGGUAGAUCUAAAAGAAGUGGUAUGGAAAUAUUGAGUAAUAAUAUAGACAACGCUACUGCUGCUAAUAGCAUGGGCAAUAAUACACAUGAUGCACAACUAUUAGUUGGGAAUAAGAUUAAAGUUAACGAUAACGAUGAUGUGUAUCAAAUAACUGCAGCCUCUAUUCCUAGCUUUAUGCCAAUUAAUAUUUUUUUCAAUCCUACAGAUACCAAUAUGACUAGAAAUGGAAAUUUAUCGAACGAGCACGAAGAUAGUAUUUCUACACCCACCAGUAAUAACAUCAAUUUAAACAAUGAAAUAUUAGAUAAUAUUGAGAAUAUAGAUGGUUUAAUGCCUGACUUGGGUGAGAUACCAAAGACUUUUCGUACGCCAUUUCCAAGUACCAUAUUGCCAGGUGGUUAUGAUUUAGGACCGAAUGUUUUAUCGUACAAAUCAUUUUUUGAGGAAGUUGUUAAACAAAGGCCUGAUUCUAAAUGUAAAAUUAUAUCGAGUACAGAUGACGAAUUAAUUAUAAGGAUCAAGCUGAGCAGUGAAAUAUUAUGCAAGAUGAAUACUGUGGUUAAGUAUCCUAUGCUUGACACACCUCUCGUUGGUAACUGUAUGAAAAGCAGUGAAGAAAAUAGUAGAAGUAACAGCACUAUUAAUAAUUCAAGUAAAAUUGAAAAUAAACCGAUGGAAGAAGACGGCGAUGCGAAUUCUGUUUUAGUUUCAACAUCAUGUGAUACCACGACACAUGAAUUGGUUUCUAAUCCUGGUAAUAUUACAAUAAAAAAACCAGAUUCUAGCAACACAUCAGUAGUUGGACAAGAUGUGAGUCAAAUGGAUAAUAUGGGUACUCAAAAUACUGAUACUAACGGUAUAGUUGAAGAUAUGAGCUCAACAGUGAGUUUCUCUGCAUCUCAUUAA
This is a messenger RNA of Saccharomycodes ludwigii, 3063 nucleotides long. RefSeq names its product Snf5p (gene SNF5). The coding region runs from base 1 to 3063 and encodes 1020 amino acids. The transcript has a single exon. Lineage: Eukaryota; Fungi; Ascomycota; Saccharomycetes; Saccharomycodales; Saccharomycodaceae. Gene Ontology annotation, molecular function: transcription coregulator activity. Gene Ontology annotation, biological process: regulation of transcription by RNA polymerase II; chromatin remodeling. The record is from RefSeq and is a predicted model, not a curated record. Gene Ontology annotation, cellular component: nucleus; SWI/SNF complex; nuclear chromosome.